AUGGCAGGUUCCUCCGGGGAGCAGGCUACCGACUACAGGUCCAUUCUGAGCAUUAGUGACGAGGCAGCCAGGGUGCAGGCCCUGAACCAGCACCUCAGCACGCGUAGCUAUGUCCAGGGGUACUCACUGUCCCAGGCAGACAUGGACGUGUUCAGGCAGCUCUCGACCCCUCCCGCUGACUCGAGGCUCUUCCACGUGGCCCGGUGGUUCAGGCACAUAGAAGCGCUCCUGGGUGGCCCCCGUGACAAAGGCGAGCCCUGCGGGCUCCAAGCAAGUAAAGGCCGGCGAGUGCAGCCUCAGUGGUCCCCUCCAGCUGGGACUGAGCCAUGCAAGCUCCGCCUAUACAACAGCCUCACACGGAACAAGGAUGUGUUCAUACCUCAAGAUGGGAAAAAGGUGACAUGGUACUGCUGUGGGCCGACCGUGUACGAUGCAUCUCACAUGGGACACGCCAGAUCCUACAUCUCUUUUGAUAUCUUGAGAAGAGUGUUAAAGGAUUAUUUCCAGUAUGACAUCUUUUACUGUAUGAACAUCACAGACAUUGAUGAUAAGAUCAUCAGGAGGGCCCGACAGAACUAUCUGUUUGAGCAGUAUCGGAAUCAGAAGCCCCUGGCCACCCAGCUCCUGGAGGAUGUUCACGCUGCCCUGAAGCCGUUUACAGUGAAGUUACAUGAGACCACGGAUCCAGACAAGAGGCAGAUGCUAGAGCGGAUCCAGCAUGCGGUGGAGCUGGCCACAGAGCCCCUUGAGCGAGCUGUGCACGCCAGCCUUGUCAGGGAGGAAGUGGACAGUCUUGCCCAGGUAUUGAUGGAAGAGGCCAAGGACUUGCUUUCUGACUGGUUAGAUUCCACAUGCGGCAGCGAGGUGACUGACAAUUCCAUUUUCUCCAAACUACCCAAGUUCUGGGAAGAAGAAUUCCACAAAGAUAUGGAAGCACUGAACGUUCUCCCUCCUGAUGUCUUAACCCGGGUCAGCGAGUAUGUGCCAGAAAUUGUGGACUUUGUCCAAAAGAUUGUGGACAACGGUUAUGGCUAUGUGUCAAAUGGGUCUGUCUACUUUGACACAGUGAAGUUUGCUGCCAGUGAGAAACACUCCUAUGGGAAGCUGGUCCCCGAAGCUGUUGGGGACCAGAAAGCUCUUCAGGAAGGGGAAGGUGACCUGAGCAUCUCUGCAGACCGCCUGAGUGAGAAGCACUCCCCCAAUGACUUUGCCCUGUGGAAGACCUCCAAGCCAGGAGAGCCAUCCUGGCCAUGCCCCUGGGGGAAGGGUCGUCCAGGAUGGCACAUCGAGUGCUCUGCCAUGGCUGGCACACUCCUCGGGGCCUCCAUGGACAUUCACGGGGGAGGAUUCGACCUCCGGUUCCCACAUCAUGACAAUGAGCUGGCACAGUCAGAGGCCUAUUUUGAAAAUGAUUGUUGGGUGAGGUACUUCCUACAUACAGGUCACCUGACAAUCGCAGGCUGUAAGAUGUCAAAAUCACUAAAAAACUUCAUCACCAUCAAAGAUGCCUUGAAGAAGCAUUCAGCACGGCAGCUGCGGCUAGCCUUCCUCAUGCACUCCUGGAAGGACACACUGGACUACUCGAGUAACACCAUGGAGUCAGCACUACAGUACGAGAAGUUCAUGAACGAGUUUUUCCUAAAUGUGAAAGACAUCCUUCGAGCUCCUGUGGACAUCGCCGGGCAGUUUGAGAAGUGGGAAGAUGAAGAGGCAGAGCUGAAUAAGAACUUUUAUGACAAGAAGAUGGCAGUACACAAAGCCCUCUGUGAUAAUGUUGACACCCGCACUGUCAUGGAGGAAAUGCGGGCCCUGGUCAGUCAGUGCAACCUCUAUAUGGCGGCCCGCAAGGCUGUGAGGAGGAGGCCCAACCGGGCUCUGCUAGAGAGCAUUGCUCUGUACCUCACCCAUAUGCUAAAGAUCUUUGGGGCCAUCAAAGAGGAAAGUUCCCUGGGGUUCCCCGUUGGAGGGCCUGGGACCAGCCUAAAUCUCGAGUCCACAGUCAUGCCCUACCUGCAGGUGCUGUCAGAAUUCAGGGAAGGUGUGCGGAAGAUUGCCCGGGAAAAAAAAGUCCCUGAGGUUCUGCAGCUCAGUGAUACCCUCCGAGAUGACAUCCUGCCCGAGCUCGGGGUGCGGUUUGAGGACCAUGAAGGACUGCCCACAGUGGUGAAAUUGGUGGACAAAGACACCUUACUGAAAGAGAGGGAAGAAAAGAAAAGGGUUGAAGAGGAGAAGAGGAGGAAGAAGGAGGAAGCAGCCAGAAGAAAACAAGAGCAAGAGGCAGCGAAGCUGGCCAAGAUGAAGAUUCCACCCAGUGAAAUGUUCUUGUCAGAAAGCGACAAGUAUUCCAAGUUUGAUGAAAAUGGGCUGCCUACACAUGACACGGAGGGCAAGGAGCUGAGCAAGGGGCAGGCCAAAAAGCUGAGAAAGCUGUUCGAAGCACAGGAGAAGCUCCACAAGGAUUAUUUGCAGAUGGUUCAGAAUGGAAGCCUUCAGUGAAGAGGCACAAGGCCAUAUCCCAAGUCUGGCCAUUCUGGACUGAGGACCUCUGCCUGGUGACGACAUCCUAUACUCCCGUCAUGUUUACAGCUGUCCUUGGAUCCUAAACUGAGAGCCAUGUUCAUACAGGUGCAUGUCGUCAGCACUCUGAGACACUUUAAUAAAUUCUUCUGAA
Messenger RNA from Fukomys damarensis (Damara mole-rat), 2671 nucleotides. RefSeq names its product cysteinyl-tRNA synthetase 1 (gene Cars1). The coding region runs from base 1 to 2496 and encodes 831 amino acids. Gene Ontology annotation, molecular function: ATP binding; cysteine-tRNA ligase activity. Lineage: Eukaryota; Metazoa; Chordata; Mammalia; Rodentia; Bathyergidae. Gene Ontology annotation, cellular component: cytoplasm. The transcript is spliced from 23 exons. The record is from RefSeq and is a predicted model, not a curated record. Gene Ontology annotation, biological process: cysteinyl-tRNA aminoacylation.